UAAAUUUAAAACCAGUUUUUAACUCCGUUUUUCUUUUUUCCUUUUUCUUUUCUUCUCUUCCCCUCAUAGACUAAUAUACAUAGAAACAGCUUUGCUGAAAUCCGUUUUUGAAAUUUCUCUCCGAUGAACUCGCGCUCUGAAACAAAUCUCAGGGACACAUUUGUCAGAUAGGCUGGGCAUGUCGGAACCCCUGCUUCUUCAGCCCUCGGUUCCUUACCCUCCAUCUGAAUUGGACGUUAAUGACAAUGAUGGGAUGGAGCUUUUGUCGGCAUCCUGGAAUCAGGACUAUGGAUGCUUUGCUGCUGGGACAAGCCGUGGUUUUCGGAUUUACAAUUGUGACCCUUUCAAGGAAAUUUUUAGGAGGGAUUUGAAAAGUGGGGGGUUUGGGAUUGUUGAAAUGCUGUUCCGCUGCAACAUUCUGGCCCUCGUUGGUGGUGGAUCUAAUCCACAGUACCCUCCUAACAAAGUUAUGAUUUGGGAUGAUCACCAGAGCCGAUGCAUUGGUGAAUUUUCGUUCAGAUCUGAUGUACGUGCCGUGAAACUUAGAAGGGAACACAUCGUUGUGGCUCUUGAACAUAAGAUAUAUGUUUAUGAUUUUACGGAUCUGAAGCUUCUUCAUCAAAUAGAGACAUUUUCAAACCCAAGAGGGCUUUGUUGCCUUUCACACCAUUCAAAUACCUCCGUGUUGGCUUGCUUGGGUCUCCAGCGAGGGCAGGUACGAAUAGAUCACUUUGGGUUGAAGAUGUCAAAAUUGAUUGAUGCUCAUGACUCUAGCUUGGCAUGCUUUACCUUAACUAUGGAUGGACUUCUUCUUGCUACUGCAAGUACAAAAGGCACUUUGGUUAGAAUUUUCAACACAAUGGAUGGGACUCGCUUACAAGAGGUCCGCAGGGGGGUGGACAGAGCAGAAAUAUACAGUAUUGCACUCUCUCCAAAUGUCCAGUGGUUGGCCGUCUCGAGUGACAAAGGCACAGUCCAUAUCUUCAGUCUCAGGGUACGGGUGGUGGGGGAGGAAUCAUCUAACCAUUACGGCACUGCUCAAUCGCCUACCGUCCACCAGAACUUUUCGAAUAAUCUCCUAUCCCCAAAUACUGGUGGUAACCCUGGAUCAUCCCUUUCUUUUAUGAAAGGAAUGUUACCGAAGUAUUUUAGCUCAGAAUGGUCAUUUGCCCAGUUCUUUGUACCAGAAAACAACCGGUUUGUUGCAGCAUUUGGGUUUCAGAACUCUGUCAUGAUCGUUGGCAUGGAUGGCAGUUUCUAUAGGUGCACUUUUGACCCAUUAAAUGGAGGGGAGAUGUCGCAGCAAGAGUACAUCAGGUUUCUGAAAAUUGACAAUAGGCCAAAAUCAGGAACCACUUGAACACCAUAGAGAAAAUCAAUUCAGGUUUUCUUCCUAAUGUUCACCUUUCCAUAUGUAAAUUAUAACAGCGGACUGGUCGAUGAAAAUCAUCACCCAAAUAUUGCAGCAUCUUAUGGCUGCUAGUCUUUGUUUCGGCCCCGUUCGAUAUGGUUGCUGUUGUUUCCAAGCAGGUGAUGCUCAAAUCCACCUCAUGGUUUGAUUGUGAAUACCCCUUGAUGAACUUACCGUUUUGUACAAACUAAUGUUUGGCUAUUUAAUGUUAAAAUUAUGUGAACGUAUGUCUUAACCAUUGUAGAGGCAAGCUUCUGAAUGGCUCGUGUUCGUGCAAUUUCCCUUUGUAGGGUCUUUAUCUAUAUCACUGUGGAACUUCUCGUCAAAUCAAAUUUUUUUCUU
This is a messenger RNA of Papaver somniferum (opium poppy), 1753 nucleotides long. RefSeq names its product autophagy-related protein 18c-like. Gene Ontology annotation, molecular function: phosphatidylinositol-3,5-bisphosphate binding; phosphatidylinositol-3-phosphate binding; protein binding. Gene Ontology annotation, cellular component: extrinsic component of membrane; phagophore assembly site membrane; cytosol. Gene Ontology annotation, biological process: protein localization to phagophore assembly site; protein lipidation; autophagy of mitochondrion. Lineage: Eukaryota; Viridiplantae; Streptophyta; Magnoliopsida; Ranunculales; Papaveraceae. The record is from RefSeq and is a predicted model, not a curated record. The transcript is spliced from 5 exons. Bases 179 to 1360 code for a protein of 393 amino acids.